AUGCUCCCAAAAGUUCUUCUUCUGCAUCUUUCUUUCUUUUUCGUUUUCUUCUUUCUUUCUUUCUUUCUUUCUUUCUUUCUUUCUUUCUUUAUUCUUCUUUUUUCCUUCUUUCUUUCUUUUUCGUUUUCACUUUCUUCUUCUUCUUCAUCUCUUUCGUUCUUUCUUUCUUUCUUUUUCGUUUUCGUUUCCUUCUUCUUCUUCUUCUUCUUCUUCUUCCUUUCUUUCUUCUUCUUCUUGUUUCUUUUUCGUUUUCGCUUUCUUCUUGUUUCUUUUUCGUUUUCGCUUUCGUCUUCUUCUGUUUUUUUUCUUUCUUUCUUUGUUGUUUUCAUCUCCUUCUUUCCAUCUUUCUUUCUUUCGCGUUUUCGCUUUCUUCUUCUUCUUCUUUCUUUUUUCCUUUCUUUUUCGUUUUUAAAUGUUUCCUUCUUCUUUUUUUCUUUAAAAUUCUUUUCUUCUUUCUUUUCGUUGUCCCUUUUCUUCUUCUUCUUCUUCUAUAUAUAUCCUCCUCUUUCUUUCUUUCUUUUUAAAUUUUCGUUUUUAAUAAAAUGUGUCUUUCUUUCUUUCUUUCGUUAUUUCUUCUUCUUUCUUUCUUUUCGUUUUCGCUUUUUUCUUCUUUUUCUUCUACUUCUUCUUCUUCUUUCCUUUUUUCUUUCUUUUUCGUUUUCGCUUUCUUCUUCUUCUUCUGUUUCUUUCUUUCUUUCUUCCUUUCUUUUUCGUUGUUGUUUUCGUUUCCUUCUUCUUUCUUUCUUUGUUUCUUUCUUUCUUUUUCGUUUUCGCUUUCUUUUUCUUCUUCUUCUCCUUCUUUCUUUCUUUCUAAUCAUUUAG
Molecule: messenger RNA, 822 nt
Organism: Acanthosepion pharaonis
Lineage: Eukaryota; Metazoa; Mollusca; Cephalopoda; Sepiida; Sepiidae
Source: the annotation of a GenBank genome assembly